Messenger RNA from Plasmodium relictum, 1023 nucleotides. RefSeq names its product endoplasmic reticulum-resident calcium binding, putative (gene ERC). Gene Ontology annotation, molecular function: calcium ion binding. Lineage: Eukaryota; Apicomplexa; Aconoidasida; Haemosporida; Plasmodiidae. The transcript has a single exon. The record is from RefSeq and is a predicted model, not a curated record. The coding region runs from base 1 to 1023 and encodes 340 amino acids.
AUGAGAACAUAUAUGUGUUUUUUAGUAAUAAUUUUGGUAUCUUAUUUAAAACAAAAUACCAAUGCAGAUCAGGAGAAAUACUCUGAUAUGAAAGGACUUGAUGAUUUGUCUCAAUUAAGUGAUGACAAAGUAAUGGAAAUUUUAGGAUUAAACAUACAAGGUGCUAAAGAAAGAUUAGAAAAAAUAUUUCACAUAAUUGACAAGAAUAAUGAUAAAGUAUUAAGUGUUGAAGAAUUAGAAACAUGGUCAAAUUUUGUAAAGAAUGAAGUAUUUCUAAAACAAGUACAAGUGGAAAUGAAACAAAUUGAUACAGAUAAGGAUGGAUAUAUUUCAUUAACUGAAUUAAAUGAUGCUUUUUCUCAAAAUUUAGAUGAAAAAGAAGUAGAAAAACAUUCUGAAGGAUUAUUAAAAAGAUUCCAAAUUGUUGAUAAGGAUAAAGAUAAUAAAUUAAACAUUAAUGAAGUUGGUUUAUUAGUUGAUCCAGUAAGAGAUGAAGAAUUAAAAGAAUUAGAAAUCUCCGAAAUUUUAGAACAUCAUGAUGUAAAUAAAGAUGGAAGAAUAUCAUUAGAAGAAUUCAAACAAACAAGAACAGAUGAUCCAAACUCUAAAAAAGAUGAUGAUAUGGCACUUGAAGAUUUUAAUUUCUUUGACUCUAAUAAAGACGGGUUUAUAGACAAAGAAGAAAUUGUCAAGGUUUAUUUUGACCCUUCACAUGAAACAGGUUCAAUUAAUAUAAAUGAAAUAAAAGAAGGAGUUUUUGAAGGUAAAGAAAUCACUUAUGAUUUAUGGAAUGAAAAGGCUUUAAAAAUUGCUGUAACAUCUUUAACUGAUUAUGGUGAUAUUGUCAGAUAUCCAGAAGAUUUUAAAUUAGAUAUUGGAAAAAAUGUCGUUUUACCAUCAUCAAAAGAUCAUACUAGUGAAGAAGAAGAUUUAGAUCAAGAUGAAUCGGAAGGAGAAGAUGAUAAAGAUGAAGAAAGUGCAAAUGAGACAGAAGAAAAACAGCAAACUACCGACGAAUUAUAG